AUGUCCGAUCUCAAGCGAACCACUGAUGUUGCGCUACCUACAGUGGAAAAGGAAGGCGGUGGCUUGCAAUCAUCUCCUCGCUUGACAAAGUCUUUCGAGCGUGCACCUACUCUUGAUAGCAGCAAUAUGCCCCAUCUGAGCUCCAGGAAAGGCAUGCCAUGGCUAGCAGAGGAGGAGGACCUCCUAGUGAAGCUACGAAGGGAACAGGGGCUGCCUUGGUCAGAUGUGGUGAAACUGUUCUCGGAGAAAUACUCAGGGAGGACUCAGGGCUCUAUUCAAGUGUAUUGGAGCACUCAUCUCAAGCAUAAGGGGAACUGA
Molecule: messenger RNA, 318 nt
Organism: Aspergillus udagawae
Lineage: Eukaryota; Fungi; Ascomycota; Eurotiomycetes; Eurotiales; Aspergillaceae
Exons: 1
Coding region: 1-318 (105 amino acids)
Source: RefSeq, a predicted model, not a curated record